Messenger RNA from Gloeophyllum trabeum ATCC 11539, 969 nucleotides. RefSeq names its product alternative oxidase. The transcript has 11 exons. Gene Ontology annotation, biological process: alternative respiration. Gene Ontology annotation, molecular function: alternative oxidase activity. The coding region runs from base 1 to 969 and encodes 322 amino acids. The record is from RefSeq and is a predicted model, not a curated record. Gene Ontology annotation, cellular component: mitochondrion. NCBI's taxonomy places the organism in Eukaryota, Fungi, Basidiomycota, Agaricomycetes, Gloeophyllales, Gloeophyllaceae.
AUGAAGAAUCCGGCAAAGGGACGGAGGGAUUCCAUCGACGAGUCCUCGGGAUCCGUCGUCGACCCAUCGCAGCCUGUCGGUGGCCACAAAGUAAAGGGUGACUGGGUGCUCUUUCACCCAGUCUACAGUCCUGAAGAAUUGAGGUCCGUUGAGAUUGUUCAUAAGGAAGCCAAGACAUUCUCGGACAAGGUCGCAUAUGCACUCGUAAAAUAUACGAGGCGGCUAUUCGACCUUGUGUCAGGUUACAAGCACCCCGACCACGUGCCUGCUAAUGCUACUCUCGAAGAGCUUCGGAAGAAGGGGUACGUUAUGAAUGAGCACCAGUGGCUCAACAGGAUACUUUUCCUGGAAGCCAUAGCGGGUGUACCUGGUAUGGUAGCUGCAACAGUAAGACAUUUACGCAGUCUCCGUCUCAUGAAACGAGACUCGGGCUGGAUACACACCCUGCUGGAGGAAGCCGAAAAUGAGCGCAUGCAUCUCAUGACCUUCAUGACUCUACGGAACCCCUCUGCCCUCUUCCGAGCCUUGGUGCUGGGCGCUCAAGGCGUUUAUUACAACAUGUUCUUCCUUUCUUACCUUGUGUCUCCAAAAAUGUGCCAUCGCUUCGUUGGCUACCUUGAGGAAGAGGCAGUCAUAACCUACACGCGAUGCAUCGAAGAAAUCGAGGCAGGCCGCCUCCCAGCCUGGGAGAACGUGGCAGCGCCCGAGAUCGCCAAGGACUACUGGCGCCUGGGGCCGGACGCGAAGCUGCUCGACGUGCUCUACGCGGUGCGCUCCGACGAGACGACACACCGCUUCGUCAACCACAGCCUCGCGAACCUGAAUGUCAAGGAGGACACGAACCCGUUUGCGCUGCGCGAGCCGGACAUGCACGUCAAGGGGCGCAAGGUCGCAUUUGAAAGGGAGGAGGCGGCGCGGUACGUUGAGGAGUCGCAGAAAAUGCUCAAUGAGCAGCGAGUGACGCAGUGA